This is a messenger RNA of Syngnathus typhle (broad-nosed pipefish), 2395 nucleotides long. It is a transcript of the gene hsc70, whose product is annotated as heat shock cognate 70. NCBI's taxonomy places the organism in Eukaryota, Metazoa, Chordata, Actinopteri, Syngnathiformes, Syngnathidae. Gene Ontology annotation, biological process: cellular response to unfolded protein; protein refolding; vesicle-mediated transport. Gene Ontology annotation, cellular component: plasma membrane; nucleus; cytosol. The record is from RefSeq and is a predicted model, not a curated record. The transcript is spliced from 9 exons. The coding region runs from base 161 to 2095 and encodes 644 amino acids. Gene Ontology annotation, molecular function: ATP hydrolysis activity; ATP binding; heat shock protein binding.
ACCCCAUAGGGCUCCCCCGGCAUAGAGCUCUAUAUACACUGGGUGAGCACAUGCACUCUUAGUGUGCCUGCCGGGUCGCGGAAAGGAGCGCUGGAGAGGAAGUCAACGGUCGCUAGCACAAAAUAAUCUCAGUUAAAAUUGAACAGCUGAAACAACAAGGAUGUCUAAAGGACCAGCAGUAGGAAUUGACCUUGGCACCACAUAUUCCUGUGUGGGCAUCUUCCAACAUGGCAAAGUGGAAAUCAUUGCCAAUGACCAAGGAAACAGGACCACGCCCAGUUAUGUGGCCUUUACAGACACCGAGAGACUGAUUGGAGAUGCGGCCAAGAACCAAGUGGCCAUGAAUCCAUCUAACACGGUGUUUGAUGCGAAGCGUUUGAUCGGUCGUAAGUUUGACGACACCGUGGUCCAGGCUGAUAUGAAGCACUGGCCCUUCAAGGUUGUGAAUGAGUCAAGCAAACCCAAGGUGGAAGUUGAGUACAAGGGUGAGGUCAAGACUUUCUACCCCGAGGAGAUUUCCUCGAUGGUCCUUACCAAGAUGAAGGAAAUCUCUGAAGCCUAUCUUGGCAAGUCUGUGACCAAUGCAGUCAUCACCGUUCCUGCCUACUUCAAUGACUCCCAGCGUCAAGCCACCAAAGACGCUGGAGCCAUUUCAGGGCUUAAUGUGCUUCGUAUUAUCAAUGAACCCACUGCGGCAGCCAUUGCCUAUGGCUUGGACAAAAAGGUUGGAAGUGAGCGCAAUGUUCUCAUCUUUGACCUUGGAGGAGGCACUUUUGAUGUGUCCAUUCUUACCAUUGAGGAUGGCAUCUUUGAGGUCAAGUCCACCGCGGGUGACACUCACUUGGGCGGUGAAGACUUUGACAAUAGAAUGGUGAAUCAUUUCAUCGGCGAGUUCAAACGCAAGUUCAAAAAGGAAAUCAACACCAACAAACGUGCCGUGCGUCGCCUACGCACCGCUUGCGAGCGUGCCAAGCGUACCCUCUCCAGCAGCACCCAGGCCAGCAUUGAGAUCGACUCGCUCUACGAAGGAACCGACUUCUACACUUCCAUCACCAGAGCCCGUUUUGAGGAACUCAAUGCAGACCUGUUCCGUGGAACCCUAGAGCCCGUGGAGAAGGCCCUCAGGGACGCAAAGAUGGACAAGUCCCAGAUCCACGACAUUGUCCUGGUGGGUGGCUCCACUCGUAUCCCCAAGAUCCAAAAGCUUCUGCAGGACCUCUUCAACGGCCGGGAACUCAAUAAGAGCAUUAACCCCGAUGAAGCGGUGGCCUAUGGAGCUGCUGUGCAGGCCGCCAUCUUGGCCGGUGAUAAGUCUGAGAACGUACAGGAUCUGCUCCUGCUGGAUGUCACCCCCCUGUCGCUGGGAAUUGAGACCGCUGGAGGAGUAAUGACUGUGCUUAUCAAAAGGAACACCACCAUUCCCACAAAGCAAACACAGACCUUUACCACUUAUUCUGACAACCAACCUGGCGUGCUCAUUCAGGUUUUUGAAGGAGAGCGAGCCAUGACCAAGGAUAAUAAUAUCUUGGGCAAGUUCGAGCUUACAGGUAUUCCGCCUGCUCCCAGGGGGGUCCCCCAGAUUGAGGUGACCUUUGACAUCGAUGCCAAUGGCAUUCUUAAUGUGUCUGCCGUUGACAAAAGCACCGGAAAAGAGAACAAGAUCACCAUCACCAAUGACAAAGGGCGACUGAGCAAGGAAGACAUCGAACGAAUGGUGCAGGAGGCCGAGCAGUUCAAGAGUGAAGACGAGGCCCAGAGGGAAAAAGUCACAGCAAAGAACGCCCUCGAGUCUCUGGCCUUCAACUUGAAGAACACCGUGGAAGAUGAGAAGCUCCAGGACAAGAUCAGCCCAGACGACAAAAAGGCCAUUAUUGACAAGUGCAACGAGGUCAUUUCCUGGCUGGACAGGAACCAGACGGCAGAGAAAGAUGAGUAUGAGCACCAGCAGAAGGAACUAGAGAAAGUUUGCAACCCCAUCAUGUCCAAGCUUUACCAAGGAGGUAUGCCAGGAGGAAUGCCUGGUGGGAUGCCUGGUGGCUUCCCUGGUGGAGCUGAAGGAAGCUCCUCUGGCCCAACUAUUGAGGAGGUUGACUAAACAACCUGCUUUUGAAGUCCUGAAUUUUCAUAUCCUUACAUUAUAGUCUUAAGGCUCUGAAUACUCACCAAAUUAAAAAAAAGUCAAAAGAAAUUAAUACUUUCAAAUUGUGCAUUUUUUUUCUUUUUAUCAAAAAAAAAAAAGGAAUGCUUUCCGAGUAUACGGCAUAUUUUUAAGCUAAAAUUCACGUAUCAGGUAAAUCCAAGCUAAAAUGUUGUCUAAAUUUCGAUUGACAUAAAACAAGUCAACAAAUAUUUCCUGUCUUAAUUAAUACUACUUAAAUAAAGAUUGAGAUGGCAA